Molecule: messenger RNA, 1203 nt
Organism: Carassius auratus (goldfish)
Lineage: Eukaryota; Metazoa; Chordata; Actinopteri; Cypriniformes; Cyprinidae
Product: DNA primase large subunit-like
Exons: 10
Coding region: 136-1188 (350 amino acids)
Biological process (GO): DNA replication, synthesis of primer; DNA replication initiation
Cellular component (GO): alpha DNA polymerase:primase complex
Source: RefSeq, a predicted model, not a curated record
GCAGCCCUUCGUGCAGCACGAUUGGUGAAUUUUCAGAGUGGCGUCAUAUACCCGCGCUUUGUUUGGAACGUCAGCUUGUUGGCGGGAUUCAGGCUUCGGGAAGAGACAGACAGCCACUGUUUUGAGAUAAUUGCAAUGCAGUUUCCAGGCAGAAGAAAGAAGCUGAUCGGCAGCUCUCAGAAUGAUCUGUAUGAUCACUGUCUUCAGUUCUAUGGACAGCCUCCCCUGGAGAACAUCUCUCUCGCUGAGUUUGAAACCUUCGCAGUGGAGAGGUUGAAAUUGCUCAAGACUGUGGAAAACAUUGGGGUAAGCUAUGUGAAAAACUCAGAUCAGUACAGCAAGAAAUUGGAAGCUGAAUUUUCAAGUCUGAACUUCCCACUCAAGACAGAAUUGGGUGACCGGAAGGUUCAGGGAGGAAUAUCUGAAUAUGAGAAACGAAGAAAAGACCAUAUCUCCCAUUUUAUUCUUCGCUUGGCGUAUUGCCAGACGGAGGACCUGAGACGAUGGUUUAUCCAACAGGAAAUGGAUCUUUUCCGUUACCGAUUUGGUGAACUUACUCCAAAGCACAAGACCGACUUCUUGCAUAAAAAUAAUUUGAAGUACGAGACGGUAAGUGCAGAGGAAAAGAAAAGCCUAAAAGACAAGCUCAUCACCUCCAGUUAUGGAUUAAGUGGAAUCACAGUGGAAGAAUAUGACUUCUAUAAAGUCCCAUUUCAGGAUGCCCUGGAUUUAGUGCGCACAAGGAAAGUCUACUUGCUGGCUGGAAAUGCCUACAUUCCCCACCAUGAAAUUGUCACGAUUGUCCUUAAUGACUUCCGAACAAGACUGUCCAAAGCACUUGCGAUGACUGCACGAUCCCUGCCAGUGGUACAGUCUGAUGAACGACUCCAGCCUCUUUUGAGCCACCUCAGCCAUGCCUAUGUGGGUCAGGACUACAGCAUUCAGAAGAACAUUGGAAAAAUUUCUCUUGAGCAGAUUGAUGCACUCUCGGGCAAGUCGUUUCCUCUGUGUAUGAGGCAUCUCCACAAGGCAUUGAGAGAGAACCACCACCUGCGGCACGGUGGACGCAUGCAGUAUGGCCUCUUCCUCAAGGGCAUUGGUCUUACUCUGGAACAGGCCCUGCAGUUCUGGAGGUCAGAGUUUGUCAAAGGGAAAGUCGAUGCAGACAAGGUAAGGCUUCUACUUUAGCCUGUACUCCCUCAC